AGAAGUCAUUGAAAGCUCUAAGAAAGCCCUGAGUUUACUGCAAAUAGAACAUCCUUCUUUUAAGCCAACACUUUCGAUAGUUCAGGUCGGUGAUGAUGAUUUGGGGCAAGAAAUGAGAAACUUCGCUGAUGAGAUUGGUCUGAAUAUCACAUGUAGUUGCCUCCCUUGUGAUUACACCGAAAGUGAGGUUGCUGAUGAAAUCAUAAAACUGAAUGAGGAUCAUAAUAUUCAUGGCCUUGUACUUCGUCACUUUAACAAGUCAUAUACCAGCAAAAUAAUGAACGCUGUGAAACUAGAGAAAGAUGUGAAUGGAGUAACAGAUGUUAACUUGGGACGAUUAGUGCAUGGAGACAUGAAUGAAUGUGUAACUCCCCCCAUUGCUAGUGCAGUGAUCCAGCUUCUGGAAAAACUAGCAAAUACUUCUCUAGAUGGGAAAAAGGUGUUACUCUUGGGAGUUCAAGGACCCUUAGAAGUCUCUCUGCAGUGCCUUCUUCAAAGAAAAGGAGUCAUGACCAUGAGCUGCCCUUGGAAAAUGAAGCAACUUCAGGCUACGCUUCACGAUGCUGACUUGGUGGUUGUGGGCAGUGCCAAACCCAAAGAGAUUCCAGUUAUGUGGAUGUCUGAGAUGACUGUUGUGAAUUGUUCAUAUGACUUUUUACAUGGAUGGCAUAGUGAUGGUGAACAGCCUCUAAAACACAAUGAACAGACCCCUGGUGAAGUUGUAAAUCAACUGGCAAUGGCAAUAUGUCUGCAGAAUCUGGUAAAAUUAAGUGAGAGAUGGAUACAGGCCCAGCAGUAUAAGAAAUGGAAUCUCCGUUGCUUGAAACUUCAACCCCUCUCCCCUGUUCCCAGUGAUAUUGAGAUUUCCCGAAGACAGACUCCAAAAGCUGUUGAUGUCCUAGCCAGGGAGAUAGGAUUGCUCACAAAUGAAAUUGAAAUCUAUGGCCAAACCAAAGCCAAAGUACGUCUGUCCCUGCUGGAAAGGUUAAAGGAUCAGCCAGAUGGGAAUUACGUGCUGGUUGCUGGGAUUACACCAACUCCUCUUGGAGAAGGGAAAAGCACUGUGACCAUUGGUCUGGUUCAAGCUCUAACAGCCCACCUUAAAGUAAAUUCUUUUGCCUGCCUGAGGCAACCUUCACAGGGACCUACCUUUGGUGUUAAAGGUGGUGCAGCUGGGGGUGGAUAUGCUCAAGUUAUACCAAUGGAAGAGUUCAACCUUCACUUAACUGGAGAUAUCCACGCCAUUACUGCAGCAAAUAAUUUGCUGGCUGCUGCUAUCGAUGCUAGGAUCUUGCAUGAAAACACUCAGUCUGAUAAGGCCUUGUACAAUAGAUUGGUUCCAUUAGUUCACGGAGUGAGGAAAUUUUCAGCCAUCCAGCUUGCACGAAUGAAACGGCUGGGAAUAAGUAACACGGAUCCUGACACUUUAACAGCAGAGGAGAUUCACAAAUUUGUGCGACUUGACAUAGACCCUUCUACAAUAACAUGGCAAAGAGUGCUGGAUACAAAUGACAGAUUUCUUAGGAAAAUAACAGUUGGGCAAGCCAGUACAGAGAAGGGGUUUUCCCGUCCAGCUCAAUUUGAUAUUGCUGUUGCAAGUGAAAUCAUGGCAAUCUUAGCACUGACCACCAGUCUUUCAGAUAUGAAAGAAAGAAUGGGGAAGAUCGUAGUUGCUAACGACAAAAACGGGCAGCCAGUGACAGCUGAGGAUUUGGGAGUAACUGGUGCUUUAUCAGUCUUGAUGAAGGAUGCGAUUAAACCAACACUGAUGCAGACAUUAGAGGGUACUCCAGUUUUUGUGCAUGCUGGACCCUUUGCAAAUAUUGCUCAUGGUAAUUCUUCAGUUUUGGCAGACAAAAUUGCCCUUAAAUUGGUGGGCAAAGAUGGAUUUGUAGUGACCGAAGCCGGUUUUGGUGCUGAUAUCGGGAUGGAGAAAUUCUUCAACAUCAAAUGCAGAGCUUCUGGCUUGGUUCCCAGUGUGGUUGUGCUUGUUGCUACAGUGAGAGCACUGAAGAUGCAUGGAGGUGGGCCAAACGUAACAGCAGGUGCCCCUCUUAAGAGAGAAUACACAGAAGAGAACCUCAAGUUGGUAUCUGAUGGCUGCAGUAAUUUGCGAAAACAAAUUGAAAUUGCCCAGCUCUUCGGUGUUCCUGUUGUGGUUGCUUUAAAUGUUUUCAGGACGGACUCUCCUGCAGAGAUUGAUUUGGUCUGUGAGAUUGCCAAGCAGUCUGGAGCCUCUGAUGCUGUGCCUUGCAAUCAUUGGUCUGAAGGAGGGAGAGGAUCUGUGGAAUUGGCUCAGGCCGUAAGAAGAGCUGCUAAUCAGCAGAAUGCAUUCAGAUAUCUGUAUGACCUGGAGCUUCCCAUUGUCGAAAAGAUAAGGAUCAUAGCACAGAAUGUCUACGGAGCUCAAGAUAUAGAGCUGUCUCCAGCAGCACAGUCUCAAAUAGAUCGUUACAGCCAGCAGGGAUUUGGAAAUCUGCCAAUCUGUAUGGCAAAAACUCACCUUUCUCUCUCUCACAUGCCUGAAAGGAAAGGCGUUCCAACAGGUUUCAUUCUGCCUAUUAGCGAUGUGAGGGCCAGCAUUGGGGCUGGUUUUAUUUAUCCUCUUGUUGGGACGAUGAGCACUAUGCCAGGAUUGCCUACAAGGCCUUGCUUCUAUGAUAUCGACCUUGACCCUGAAACAGAACAAGUCAAAGGGUUGUUUUGAGCCGGCUCAAAAUCAGGGAGCCAAAAUGAAGUUCUGUUUCUUCCAGCUAUGAAAAGGGUAUUCUUAAAGUCCUUUUUUCCCCCUCUAGACUUCUGAAAAUACAAACGGCAAGCUUCAAUGUUUCCUGAAGUACAAGACAAGCAUGAUUUUGAAGAAUGCCUAUGAUGUGUCUCUGGAAGAAUUCUGGGAUAGACCAAAGCACAAAAAUAUGCCCUUUGCUGAAGUCUUUUUGUAGUGAAAAACAGUCUAAUUCAUAAGAACCAAAAACAAAAUCAGUGCAAACUAAUUUAUUCUAAAAUGUAGUAUAAAGGAAUGCCUUGCAAAACCAUUGUCUACACGUUUGAUUGUUUACUGGAGGGGAGCGCCAUCAACAAAAAGAAAACUGUUUGCACUCUUUAUUUUCUGUUCCCUACUUCAGCUCCCUCACCUGAGGCAAUCUAGAAAAACAAGCUCCAUUAAGCAGCAUUAAAGGGCACGGGGCAGCUUCUAGCACUUAGAAAUUGAAGUCUCUGAAUUAUCAGUCAGUGUAACCUUGGACACUGCUGGCUGGGGGGUGGUAAGUGUUCAAAUUUAGGGUUCUGAUUUGAGGAAACAGCCCAGGAAUUCUGUGAAAGGUGAAAAUAGAGCUGUUUUUCUCUCUGUGGCUAAACAGCUGUGAAAUGCUUAUACUUUAUGCAUCUCCAAGUAUCAUGCUCUGCCAAAGGAGUCUGAGUUACUAGGCUUACAGUGCUUCGAGCCAUUGUGAGUGACUCUGGUAAAAAUCCCAAAUGUCAACAAGCCUGCUUUUUUUUUCUUCUCAAAGUCAGAAAAAGUAAGCAAACUUUAUCUUCAAGUCUCCUCCCCCUAAAGGGUUAGUGCUUGGUUCCUGACUGAGAGGAAUUUUGUCCUUUUUUGGGUAGUACUUUAAAUUGCACAUAUGAAACAUGAGAAUGGAUGCAAGCUAGUGCACAGAUCUGUUUAUUUCAGUGUUUCUUACUGUCUGCGGUGGUGUAGCCUUAAUAAGAAGUGCCAAAAUACUAAUUUUGCUUAUGCUUGGGGGGGGGGGGCAGUUAGUAAUCAAAACUCUUUACUUUGCAUUGUUAUAAUUGCCAGUCACAAAGUGAAGCAAUUUUCCCCUGAAUUAACACAAAGUAUAACAUCCGGAUUGCAAGAUGUCAUGGUCCCACUGUACACCACCUUGGCCAGGCCACACCUGGAGUACUGUGUACAGUUCUUGAACCCUUACUCCAAAUGGGUGUGGACAGAAUGGAGCAGGUGCAGACGAGGGUGACAAAGGAGAGCAGGGGCCUGGAGACUAAGCCGUGUGAGGAAAGGCUGAGGGAUUUCGGA
Messenger RNA from Gekko japonicus, 4036 nucleotides. It is a transcript of the gene MTHFD1L, whose product is annotated as methylenetetrahydrofolate dehydrogenase (NADP+ dependent) 1-like. NCBI's taxonomy places the organism in Eukaryota, Metazoa, Chordata, Lepidosauria, Squamata, Gekkonidae. The annotation marks the transcript as partial. Gene Ontology annotation, cellular component: mitochondrion; cytosol. Gene Ontology annotation, molecular function: formate-tetrahydrofolate ligase activity; methylenetetrahydrofolate dehydrogenase (NADP+) activity; ATP binding. Gene Ontology annotation, biological process: tetrahydrofolate interconversion. The transcript has 27 exons. The record is from RefSeq and is a predicted model, not a curated record.